AUGAUGUACUCCAACAUUCUCUCUCUGAUCUGCACUGUAUGGAUGCUUCUUAUUCCGUGUGCUGCCCGUGUUAUUGUUAGAGACACAGUUCGAGCCGUUCUAAAUGCGGCAGAGGCUCGAUCGACGCCAGUCGAUAGCGCCUUGCGGCAACUAAAUGUCCAUGAGAAAGCAUCGCCUAGCCGAGUUCGUGCUGUAGAUCGUAGGGCGAACGAACCACGAGAGACAUUCACUGGAAAUAUUUGGCAACCUACCACUCGUGCAGGCGUAGCUGCAAGGCAAUCGGUUGUUGAACGUGCUGAAGGACCCGUUGGAGGGUUUUUAUUUCAGGACGCCGUUCACGACAAGAUUGCCGAAUCUUGA
This is a messenger RNA of Suillus subaureus, 360 nucleotides long. RefSeq lists its product as uncharacterized. The coding region runs from base 1 to 360 and encodes 119 amino acids. The record is from RefSeq and is a predicted model, not a curated record. Lineage: Eukaryota; Fungi; Basidiomycota; Agaricomycetes; Boletales; Suillaceae. The transcript has 4 exons.